Dalotia coriaria is the source of this 5453-nucleotide messenger RNA. Its product is annotated as neuroligin-4, Y-linked-like. The record is from RefSeq and is a predicted model, not a curated record. The transcript is spliced from 8 exons. Gene Ontology annotation, cellular component: cell surface; postsynaptic membrane; synapse. Gene Ontology annotation, molecular function: signaling receptor activity; neurexin family protein binding. Lineage: Eukaryota; Metazoa; Arthropoda; Insecta; Coleoptera; Staphylinidae. Gene Ontology annotation, biological process: chemical synaptic transmission; modulation of chemical synaptic transmission; postsynaptic membrane assembly. Bases 901 to 3840 code for a protein of 979 amino acids.
GCACGCGCGUCGAGACGAUCUCGCGAAAGGUGGGCCACGCAGCCCUCGCGCCGGUGGACGGUACACGAGAGCAUCGAGUGCGUGUGUGGAAAAAAAUCUACGCCCCCCAAAACAUCUCAUCAAAAGGAAAUUAUUCCCACAGGCUGGUGAAACACAACGUGUAAAAAACGAAAUAAUUUCGAUGUGAAUUGGUGCGAUCUAGGAGUAACAUUGGAUUUUGGUGGGUUCGCGUUUGCUUUGGAUUUGUGGAUGUUUCUUGGAUCUGGACCAAAAACAGAACCAGGAAAAGGAAGCAGGUUUUUAGGCCAAGAGAGUUGUGUGUCACUCAAUCAAAACUUUUAUUUCGGAGCUCACAACUCACCGUGUGACGCGUAACGAUAACUCGUGAGUUCAAAAACUGGAAAAGCAAAAAUAUCUAACCUCUAACCAAAACUCAAAAAAUUAUUAACUGUAUUUUUAAUAUUAAAUUGGUAAAAAAUGGUAAAUUAAAUUUUGAAAAGUGUGAAUAAUUUUGGUGCUAAAAUUUGUAAACAAAAAUAGAAUUAACAAUAGUGUUAAGAAAAUCAGUGAGCCGUGAUCAAAGUGAUAAUGUUCAAUACUGAUAUUCUGUAACGGAUAUUUGGCAGAUUUACGCCUUGGUCAUUGCCGUGCCGGACCGGAAGUCUAGGGAGUCGGAUGCUUACAUAGAUCAAUGCAUGGUGGUUGUUUUGCCGACGGAAUCGCUCGCAGGAAAAUUAUGCAGGUAAACAGCGGGGCCAUAAUCAAAAUAUAACAAUGCGAUAAGUGAUGGUGGCGCGUGGAAAUUGCUGCAGCUCUUCGUGCUUUUCAUGCGCUUCGUGAAUGCGACGAAAAGGCGUCGUUAAUGCAAUUGAUUGAUAACACAAUGAACGAAAGUGUGUAAUGCUCAUCAAAAUGGCAGUCGUGCUGCGCAUGCGCGUCCGCCUUAGGACUGUCCUCCUGCUUACGGUGCUCGUAACCUGUGUGAAGAGUUAUGUCUUCUCGAAGAACGCCAAAAUUAGUACACGCAUCGUCCAAACGCGUUAUGGUCGCCUGCAAGGAUUGAUCGUACCAAUGGAUCAACAUCGAUAUCUGAAACCCAUCGAAGUGUUUCUGGGUGUACCAUACGCGACACCUCCAAUUAUGUCCAACCGGUUUAGCCCUACCAGAGCACCUAGUCCAUGGGACGGUGUACGCAUCUCAGACAAAUUGGGACCUGUAUGUCCCCAGAAAUUACCAGACGUGGCUAAUGAAACAGCCGCCUUGGAAAAAAUGCCUAAAGGAAGAUUAGAAUAUCUGAAAAGAUUGCUUCCAUAUUUGAAGAAUCAAAGUGAAGAUUGUCUUUACCUAAAUAUUUAUGCUCCAGCACAAGUAAGUGCCGAGACUCGCCAUCCAGUGAUCGUCUACAUUCACGGCGAAAGCUUCGAGUGGAACUCGGGUAAUCCUUACGAUGGGAGUGUUUUAGCAUCCUACGCCGACCUCGUGGUCGUCACACUUAAUUAUCGACUAGGUAUCUUAGGUUUUUUAAAUGCAAAUCCAGCGCCGCAUCUGAAAGCGCGCGUGGCAAACUACGGUUUAAUGGACCAAAUCGCCGCCCUGCACUGGAUCCAACAGAAUAUCGCCCUUUUCGGCGGCGAUCCGACGAACGUGACGCUUGCUGGUCAUGGCAGCGGCGCAGCGUGCAUCAACUUCUUGAUGAUUUCACCGACGGUGAUGCCUGGUCUGUUUCAUCGCACACUGCUCUUGAGUGGUUCAGCGCUGUCUUCGUGGGCCUUAGUUGAAGAUCCAGUUAAUUAUGCAGUCAAACUAGCGAAGGAGGUCAACUGUUCUAUCCCUGAUGAUGUGGGGAAAGACCACGAGGCUAUUGUAGAUUGUUUAAGAGAAGCUCCCUUAGAACAUCUGUUGGGAGCAGAGGUGGCAGCACCAGCUUACCUGAGUGCAUUUGGGCCUAGCGUCGAUGGGGUCGUCAUCAAGACAGACUUUGCCAAAGAACUGGUGACAUAUUUUAAGCCUUCGGAUUUGCAGAAUUUUGUAGGACCUGUCAAUGCAAAUAUGAAGCGGUCCGAAGCAAACUUGACCCCACGAGGGACAAAUCCCUAUGAUAUUCUCUUUGGCGUGGUUACCAGUGAAGCAUUGUGGAGGUUCUCCGCGGCGGACAUCCAAGCAGGAUUUGAAGGUGAACGAAGGGAUAAAAUCAUCAGGACCUACGUCAGGAAUGCCUAUACUUAUCACCUUAGUGAGAUCUUCUUCACUGUGGUGAAUGAAUACACAGACUGGGAACGCACUGUUCAACAUCCUAUCAAUACCAGAGAUGCAGCAGUCGCAGCAUUAUCAGACGCACAAUUUGUUGCACCUCUUGUUCAAACCGGGGAUCUCCUUAGUGCGAAACCUCCACAACCAGGUCAAGAACAAACAGGACCUAAGACAUUCUUUUAUGUCUUUGAUUACCAGACCAAAGAUGGGGACUAUCCACAGCGCAUGGGCACAGUGCACGGGGAGGAGUUGCCGUACAUCUUCGGAGCGCCUCUGGUCGACGGCUUCAACCACUUUCCACGCAACUACACGAGAAGCGAGCUGGCGCUGGCGGAAGCCGUCAUCAUUUACAUUGCUAAUUUUGCUCGAACCGGCAAUCCCAACGAGCACCACAAGCAGGAGCCAGUGCUUGCCGCCUCCAGAGAGCGAAAUCGUUUUCGAUCGAUCGUCUGGGACGAGUACGACAGCGUGCAUCAGAAGUAUUUAGAAAUUGGGAUGAAACCGCGAAUGAAAAAUCAUUUCCGAGCCCAUCAGCUAAGUGUUUGGCUUCGGUUGAUCCCAGAACUUCAUCGAGCAGGCAUGGAGGAUGUUGUGGCUCGUCACAAUCUCUUCCGAAAUCAUAACAACGCUGAACUUUAUGAUGGUCCAGUUCGACCGGAUCCACUCUCACGGGUUAGCUAUUAUGACCCUACUAUGGAGUUGUUCCGAAGAAGACCGAACUCCUCCUUGACUUCAUUGGAGGCCCCUACUACAAUAGACACUAUUGUGACAACCUGCGUCAAUGUUGUCUCCGGUGGCAACUUCAACCCUCAAACCUUUCACGGUCACAACGCUACAGCAACUGAUACACUUGCGAGUUUAGAAGCUGCUGGUUACGCGGCCUAUAGUACUGCCCUUUCAGUGACCAUCGCAAUUGGUUGUUCAUUGCUCAUAUUAAACGUGCUCAUAUUUGCUGGGGUGUACUACCAAAGAGACAAAACCCGCAUGGAAGUAAAAUCGUUACAACAACAGCAAAACCGGCAACAAGCAAACUUUGAAACCAUUUCGAAGCAUGGCCAUUAUCACAUGGGUCAUUCGCAAAGUGCUAAUGUGAUUGUAGAUGUUGAACAGGAUACCACUGCAAUGAUUUUGGCUGCUAAUAGUCAACAGGAGCAGAGUAAAAUGCAGCAACACCUUUGUGCUCAGUCCAUUCAAAUGACCAACUCUCUGAAGGCUCCACCGCCUAGCCCUAAUGUAAUGCAGCAGGGUAACUGCAUGACACUGCCUAAAAAUGCAAGUAACUACGCACAAAAUUACGUCCACCAGCAGCAGCAACAACAGCAGCAACAACAACACCAUCAGUGUAUGACGCUGCCUAAGAAUGCGACCAUGAUGAAUAACACUGCGUGUAUUGUAGCGGAAAUGCAACAACAGGGGAUUGUGCAACCUCCGAAUGGAAACGCAACAAUGCACAUGAGUGUACCACGGCCGCCACCGCCGCCGCGGAGUAAAUCCCCGCCGGAGAGUCAACCACUUCUCACGGCACACCAUCAACCCAACAAGUCGAGCAUGCGCGUGCCGCAAGCGGCCAUGAGCGAGAUGCGCGUGUGAUAACUUCCGGACGGUUCGGAUUUAGUUUAGGCGCUACUUCUAGAGUUGAUACAAUAUUAAUAAAGAUUGUCUCUUCGGUUGCAUUUUACCUAAUGUCAGAAAUGUGAAACAGGAUAGAAAUUUAUGAAACAAAUUAAAAUCGACUUUUCAACUCAAUAAACUCAGCAAACUACUAUUACAGUAUACCAAAAAGUUUUCCGAAACUCGUAAGCUCAUAAAAGUAAAAAUAAAAGCAAAACGCAGAAGGUAAAAGCAAAAGCAGAAAUUUAUUAAAGCGACGAACCGUAAUUAACGAAGUUUCCUCGCAAAGAUGAAUUACUUUCGUAUUUUGUGCCAAAAGUGCGGAGACUUUUCUCGCGCCGAAAUAAAAGAACAGUGCGACGAUGGCGAAGGUGUGCCGAAAUUGGAGCAUCAUCCGGACCGGCCAUGUGUACAUAUAAAAAAAAGAAGGAAUAACCCGAAGGGUAUUAAUUAGAUUACGUGCGGCGAAUCGACGAAUGAUUUCAUUAGAGUUCUCGUUUGUUUUUUCGGGGUUCACUCGCUCGCGCGUUCCACCAACUUGCUCAUGAACAAUGACAAUGAACAACACAGAAUAUACACACACAACUCACAAAACAAAAAGUGCUAAUUAUUUCAUAAAGUCAUUAUCGUUAAUGAAUAAAUUUCGAAAACUAAAAAACAACGUGCAGAUUGCAGACAAUGCGGAAUUUUGUGAAAUGGACAAUCGAAACAAAAGUAUUACGAUUAUAUGCAUAGAAGUGAACACUAAAACGAAACGAAUCUAAAAUCUAAUAAACGUUAAACAAUUGUAAAUAUUUAAUAUGGAACUAAAUCGACACGAAUACACUAAAUAAAAAAUUAAAAAAACUUUAAACGUACUAGCGAGAAAUGAAGCAUCAUGAAUAGUGGAGAAUCAAACGUAUAGUUUCAACUUUCAACGAAAACAAAAAACAAAUAGUCUUCUAGCUUUAAUUAAAACCAAACUAACCAUCAUACUGAUUUAUAAAGAAAAUUGUACAUAAACUAAAAUUACGAUCUCGAUAUCUAUGGUUUCAGUAUGGAUAUGGAUAGCGGUAUGAUAAACGAACUUUUAAUAAAACUAUGAUAUGUCAAAUAAAUGGAAACCCAAAAAAAAUCAUACACAAACCAAAAAACUGUAUAAAUAAUGAUAAGAUAUGUAUGAGAAUUAAAUGAAUACUCGUGUGACAGUAAAACAUACACACGAACGCCAUUGAUAAUUGAACUAUUAUAAAGAUUCUAUCAUUUAAUCGUUGUAUAAAUGAAACAAAAAAAAAUUGUAAUAUUUACAUGUUCUGUUUUCGAAGAUUUUAAACUAGAUGUCAUUUUUUUAGCGGAAGCAAAUGAUGAUGUACACGUAAUUAUUGAUUGGUUGAUUCAUUUUCAAUAUUGUAACAAAUACUCAAAUACUAUGCAAGAUAUAAACAAGAUGGUGAACAAGUUUUGAGAAUGGAUUAUUGAGAGUUGCAUAACUAUAGUCUGAACCACGACAACACUACAACAUAUACAUUCAACAAAUGAUACGGACUUGUUAAGAAACGAUGUUUAAAUAUGUGAACAUACUAAUUACAUAAAUAAAAAAUAAUUGAACUUUA